AUGCGCCCCGAGGAGGGGUACAUCAGUUUGGGACUGAGCCGUAAAGGCUAUGUCUCGAAGCCCCCGCUCCCCGAGGUCCGCGAAGCGAACCGCCUGCGCGCACAGGCGGACAAGAAGAGGAAGGACGAGGCGAAGGCGACCGCCGCCAGGAAGAGGAAGAGGAGGGAGGACCAUGAGAAGGAGUGCACCAGACGGGAGAGGGAGGGCCUCUCCCCGCCGACCACGCCUAAGUCCACCGAGGAUGAAGACUCCUCAUCCGGCGGGGUGGAUUUCUCGGAGUCUGAUGACUUUGAGGUGGUGACGGCCGGAAGCCCUCCGCUGGUCCCGCAACGGGCUGGCGUCGAGGCCUCGGCAUCAGUGCUGGGCGAGAGAAGGCUCGCGCCGGCGACGUUGGAGAAGGCGCCCGCGGCGAGGAUGGAUCGGAGCCGCAAGGCCGCUACCCGGGAGAUGGUCCGUCUUGCGCCGUCCAAGGCCCUCAAGACUGGGGCAAGCGCAACGCCGCAUUCGGUGUCGCAGCCCCCGAACGGGGGGUCCCAGUCGCUAGAGGUGGCCGCCACGGUGCUCCGGGAGGCGAUGGCUCGGGGGCCCAGUCGGCCCAGCAGGCUCGAGCGCAGAACGGCGGGAGCGACGCCGGCCAGAGUGGCGAAGCAGCGACCGCUCGGGCGGAUGCUGAGGGGGAGGCCGGCCGAAGCAGCACGGAGGGUGCUGCCUAGCCGGAUGCUGAAGACGAUGCCGACCGAGGCGGCACAGAUGACACCGCCCGGCCAAGAACCGGUGGAGGAGGGACUGGCGAGGAUGCCUCGGAGCGCCCCGCUAGGCACACUAAGGGAGAGACCCCCGUCCCUGAGUCAACGAGGGUCGGGGACAAGGGUGCUGCCGCAACGGCGGUGGCACAGACGAUGCCAGCGGUGGAGGAGACCCCCCAUCCCAGAGUCUGUGGGGACUGAGGGCGAGGGUGCUGCUGCCGCGGCAACGAUGCAGAUGGCGCCGGUGGACAUGGUGCUGGUGCUGGUGCUGGAGAUGCCGCCGGGCGAGGAGUUUGGGGACUCAGAGGAAAUCGACCCGGAUGCUGCGUGCGGGGAUGUCCGAGGGCCCCCCGUGGGGGUCGAGUGGGCGAUGGUCCAGCACGGGGUCCCCUCAGAUUUUGAUCGCAAUGAGCGGGAGGAGGAGGAGGUCUGGAAGGCGCAGUACGAGGCCGGCACUCAAAUCCUGGACGCCCUUGGCCUCGCCUUUCAGCUUCAUCAGAAAACAAACUUCCUUAUCAGCAAGCGACUGAAGGAAAUCUCGCGUAGCAAGAGCGCCGAGCUGGCCCGGCAGUACUCCCAGGUGCGCUGGCUCGAGCAGUGCAACGCCAGUAUGGUCACACGGAUGAACGAGGCCAACAUCUUGGUGUCCGACCUUAGGGAGCGUCAGCACGCGCUGGAGGAGGAGUUGGCGCGAGACAUCGACAAGCGCGACGCCCAGAGGGCCGUGGCGGAGCAGAAGGCCCAGGAGGUCGAGGCGCAGGCUGCCGAGCCGCGGCGGAACGCGGUGGCGCUAGUGCAGAAAGAUAGGGCGCUCGAGGCGAAGGAGGCUGAGCUCCAGUGCAAGGAGGCUGAGCUCCAGCGCGAGAAGGCGGCCAUCACCACGCUCAUCGACACCCUCGUGGGGAAGGAUGUCGUCCUCGAGGCACGGGAGGUGGCCGUCCGCGACGCAGAAACCGCCCUCAAAGAGAGGGAGGCCUCCUUAUCCGUGCUCCAGCAGAAGACGGUGGCGGACGAGACCGUGGCGAAGAAAGCCCUCCAAGCUGCGUAUUCAUCGGCGCAGAAGGAUCUCACGGACCUGGAGGGCGCCGCCGUGGCCACGUGCCAAGAACUUGAGGGGGAGGGAGGCUCGUCCGGGAGCUCAGUGGCCAGUCGCCUGCGAUCGCUGGGCGGUCGGGUGGCCGAGCGCCUCAGGAGCACCUUCCGCCUCGGCGUUCAGAGGACCCUCGCCGUGGUGUUGACGCACUACGACAUGAACCUCGAGCAGGUGGCGACGGUAUACGUCGUCGCGCCUGGCGUCGAGGGAGAUGACGCGGUGGCUUCUAUGGAGCAUGCCGCCGCCUCCGUCGAGGGCUUCGCCGCCGCCUUGUCCGAGCUGCUCGAGGGCGACCUUCUUCCUGACGCCGAAGAUAGCAUAGCCGAGGGUGCACAUGACGAAGAAGGAGGCCUGUAG
Panicum virgatum (switchgrass) is the source of this 2196-nucleotide messenger RNA. RefSeq lists its product as uncharacterized. Bases 1 to 2196 code for a protein of 731 amino acids. The transcript is spliced from 6 exons. The record is from RefSeq and is a predicted model, not a curated record. Lineage: Eukaryota; Viridiplantae; Streptophyta; Magnoliopsida; Poales; Poaceae.